AUGGCCUUCUAUGGGAAGGAGACCCAACUAGUGGAUGAGGGGGGCAAGGCUGAGGACGGUGUCUGCCGGGACUUGAGUCAAGCCUUUGGCACUGUCUCCCACAGCACUGUGCUGGAAGAGCUGGCAGCUCAUGGCUCGGACGGUCAGGUGGCAGGUGGGGCCGAGCUGGGCGGGAGGGCGGAUCUGCUGGAGGGCAGGAGGCGGCUUGAUGCAGGGGCAGGGGCCAACUGUCUGCGGGUCAAGGAAGCCGAGCGCCGGGUCCUGCCCUCGGGUCACCCCAAGCCCGGCAGCGCCGCAGCUGGGGAGGAGCGGCUGGAAAGGGCCCGGUGGGGAAGGACCUGGGGGGGCUGGAGGACACGGCUGAAGCUGAGCCAGCAGUGGGCCCAGGUGGCCAAGAAGGCCAACAGCGUCCUGGCCUGGGUGAGCACUGCCCCUGCCAGCUUCCUGUUGUUUAGCCAGAAAUCUGCAAUCAGCCGCAUGAUACCAGAUGACCAGCAGAGUCCAGAUAUCAUCCUGCCUAUGCAUGGCCUAAGGAAUGUCAAAGCUAUCGAUUACGAUCCCUUAGAUAAAUUGAUCUACUGGGUGGAUGGACGUCAAAAUAUUAUAAAACGAGCCAAAGAUGAUGGCACCCAGCCUUUCACUGUGAUGAGCACUCCCAACCAAAGCCAGAACCCGGAGAAGCAGCCGCACGACCUCAGCAUCGAUAUCUACAGCCACACCUUGUACUGGACCUGCGAGGCCACCAACUCGGUGAACGUGCACAGGCUGAGCGGCGAGUCCAUCGGGAUGGUGCUGCGAGGGGAGCACGACAGGCCCAGGGCCAUCGUGGUGAACGCAGAGCGAGGGUACAUGUACUUCACCAACAUGCAAGAGCGAGCUCCCAAGAUCGAGCGUGCGGCCCUGGAUGGCACGGAGAGGGAAGUGCUUUUUACAACCGGGUUGAUCCGACCGGUAGCUCUGGUGAUCGACAACAAACUUGGAAAGCUUUUCUGGGUGGAUGCAGAUCUGAAGCGCAUCGAAAGCUGUGACUUGUCAGGUGCGAACCGCGUGACCCUGGAGGACUCCAACAUCCUGCAGCCGAUGGGCCUCACAGUGCUGGGCAACCACUUGUACUGGAUCGAUCGGCAGCAGCAGAUGAUUGAGAGAGUGGAGAAGAUCAACGGGUACAAAAGGACUAGAAUUCAAGGGCGAAUCGCUCACCUCACGGGCAUUCAUGCUGUGGAAGAGCUUGAUAUGGAGGAAUUCUCCGUGCAUCCGUGCUCCCGUGACAAUGGUGGGUGUUCGCACAUCUGCAUUGCCAAAGGGGACGGCACUCCGAGAUGUUCGUGUCCUGAGCACCUUGUGCUUCUGCAGAAUCUCUUGACGUGUGGAGAGCCUCCAACUUGUUCCCCAGACCAGUUCACGUGUGCAACUGGGGAGAUUGACUGCAUCCCCAUGGCCUGGCGGUGCGACGGCUUCCCAGAGUGCGACGACCAGAGCGAUGAAGAUAGCUGCCCCAUAUGCUCCGCAUCCCAGUUCCAGUGCGAGAAGGGGCAGUGUAUCGAUGCACACUUGCGGUGUAAUGGGGAGAUUGACUGCCAAGAUAAAUCUGAUGAAGCAGAUUGCGACACAAUUUGUCUGCCCAACCAGUUCCGAUGUGAGAGUGGCCAGUGCAUCCUCCCGAAGCAACAGUGUGACUCCUUUCCCGAUUGCAUCGACAGUUCUGACGAGCUCAUGUGCGAAAAGACAAAGUCAGCCUCCGACGAGUCGCAGCCGCACAGCAGUGCCAUUGGCCCCGUCAUCGGUAUAAUUCUGUCGCUUUUUGUCAUGGGAGGGAUGUACUUUGUUUGCCAGCGAGUGGUGUGCCAGCGCUACGCCGGCCCCAACAGCCCUUUUCCCCACGAGUACGUGAGCGGCACCCCACACGUCCCGCUGAAUUUCAUCGCCCCGGGCAGUUCUCAGCAUGGCACUUUUACUGGCAUCUCGUGUGGGAAGUCCAUGAUUAGCUCCAUGAGUCUCAUGGGAGGAAGCAGUGGUGCCCCCUUAUAUGACAGAAACCACGUCACUGGAGCCUCUUCGAGUAGCUCUUCCAGCACUAAAGCCACUUUCUACCCACAGAUCUUGAACCCACCUCCUUCCCCAGCUACCGACCGCUCCCUGUACAACGCAGAGAUGUUUUAUUCCUCAAACAUUCCUUCAACCACAAGAUCUUACAGGCCGUACCUCAUACGAGGGAUCGCUCCGCCCACGACCCCGUGCAGCACGGAUGUUUGCGACAGCGACUACACCACGAGUCGGUGGAAGGCCAACAAAUACUACAUCGAUUUAAAUUCAGACUCAGACCCUUAUCCCCCUCCGCCCACACCUCGCAGUCAGUACAUGUCGGCAGAAGAAAGUUGCCCUCCGUCUCCUGCCACGGAACGAAGCUAUUUUCACCUCUAUCCCCCUCCGCCCUCUCCUUGUACAGACUCUUCGUGACCUCAACAGAAGGAACUUUCCCUGUAAAUAUUUUUAAAUAUGAACAGAUUUAAAAUAUAUAUUUUAUGAUUUAAAAAAUAAAUCGGGGUGGGAAUUUAAAAAAAAAAGAAAUGUGAAUAAAAAGGGAUGGGAGGGACGGGGCUGUGAGAAAUUGUACAGAGGAAGAAUAUUUAUAAAAUUGAUUUUUUUAACUUAA
This is a messenger RNA of Apaloderma vittatum (bar-tailed trogon), 2653 nucleotides long. Its product is annotated as low-density lipoprotein receptor-related protein 5-like. The record is from RefSeq and is a predicted model, not a curated record. The coding region runs from base 1 to 2457 and encodes 818 amino acids. The transcript is spliced from 13 exons. Gene Ontology annotation, molecular function: protein binding. NCBI's taxonomy places the organism in Eukaryota, Metazoa, Chordata, Aves, Trogoniformes, Trogonidae.